AUGUCGGACGACGAAGAGAGAAAGAACUACUCCGAUGAGGAAGGCGAGGACGUCGGCUUCGACGACAGCGACCGCGACGAUGACUCUGAGGAGGAUGAGGAGGACGACGAGGAAGAGAUGAAGAGAGUCAGAGACGGUUUUAUUGUUGACGAUGACGAAGACGAAGAGGAAGAAGAGGACGAAGAAGUCGUCCGCCGUUCCAAGAAAAAGAAGAGAAAAAAGGAGGCCAUCGGUAAGGGAUCAGGAUUUGCCCUUUGCAACUGUGUGUUUGAUCGGGUUGAGGACCUCGAUGAUGAGGAUCUGGACCUCAUGGAGGAGAACACCGGAGUCAAGAUCAGACGGCCAGAGAAAUUCAAACGCCUGAAGAAGCGCAGACAGGAGGACAGUGACGAUGACGAGGAGUCUGGACCCCGACAUGAUGCGCUUCAAAAAAUCUUCGACGACGAGGAUGAUGAGGGCAUGGACGACCGCGGCGGCUACGAGGAUGAUAUGGACCGAUUCAUCGACGACGAUGAAGACGAUGAUGAAGGUCUUGACGACAACCGACACAACCGCCGCGAGAAGGCUCCCGUCAAACCUAGAGCCAGGAGAGCCCCAAUUGAAGGCCUGAGCGAGGAGGUCUGGGGUGAAUGGUACGAAGUCUUUGGUGACGGAGAGGACUACGCAUAUGCACUUGGCAAGGAGAACGGCGAGGACAACUACUACGACAAGAAGCCCGAACCCAGACUGAAGGACGUAUUUGAACCCGGUGUCCUGGCCGAGAGGAUGAUGACAGAUACGGACGAGAUUAUUCGUGUCAAGGAUGUUCCUGAGCGCAUGCAGCUCCGCCCCGGCAUUCAGGCUGACCGCAUUCUCACGGACGACGAUGUUGAGGACGAGGCGUACUGGAUCACAUCACAGCUCAACGAGACUAGGAGAGGCGUUGACCAGCCAGCCUUCCAGGCCGAGAACGUCAACGCUGUCCUGAAGUUCAUGUCGAUCGAGUUGAUGGAGGUACCUUUCAUCGAGGCACAUCGUCGGGAUUACUUCACCAGAGUUAACGGAGCGGAACUCACCAGCCUUUUGUCGCGCGAGGAUCUGUGGUAUAUCUACGACUUGGACCUCAAGUAUCGUUCCUUCUUGGAGCGUCGCGAGGCCAUCAAGGCGCUCACGGAAAAGAUGGACAUCAAGGACCCAUACCUGAACGAGUCUUUGAUCAAGGCAAACAAACUGGAGGAGCUCACGGACGUCUCGGACUAUAUCAACCUCCGCUUCUCCAAGCAGAUCGACAAGACCAAGGCCUUCAAACGUCCAGGUGCAGGAGGCGCAUACGACACCGUCAAGCGCCAGCAACUCGCUGGAUUCAUCAAAGAUUUCGGAUUGUCGGCACGCGAGUUUGGAACCAACUUGAUCGAGGGUAACAAGCGUUUCUUCCCUGAGGAUGUCAUCGCCAGGUCUCCUACUGAAUCUGCAGAGAACCUCCUCAAAGAAGGAUUCCCUUCGGCUGAUCGCGUCAUUACCAUGGCGAUGAACAUGAUUGCUCAGGAGUUGGCCGUCGACCCACAAGUCAGGAGGGCGAUCCGCGCCAAGUACGAGAGCGCAGCCUGUGUGACCGUGACCCCAACGGAGAAGGGUGCCACUGUCAUUGACGAGCUCCACCCUUUCUACCCCUUCAAGCGUCUGGCGCAGAAGUAUGUCCGAGAUUUCCAUGACGGACAGUACCUUCAGAUCUUGCAGGCUCAGUCGGAGGGGCUCGUCAAGGUCGAAAUCAAGAUCUCCGAGGAGGCAAACUACCUCCAGGGCAUCAUGGACUAUUUCUUGAGCGAUAACUUUUCAGAGAACUCGCAAAAGUGGAACGAAUUGCGCCGAAAAGUCCUGUCGACUGCACUGAAGGACAGCGUCUUUGUGUUGAUCGAGCGUGGCAUGAGUGAGAAGCUGAGGACCCAGGCUGAGGAGUGGGUCGCCAAGAAGUGCCAGACUACCUUGGAAGAUAAAUUGAUGAUGGCUCCAUAUGUUCCCCGUGGCGCACGACCCGACCGUGAGUACUCUGCCAGAGUUGUCGCCAUCUCCCAUGGAGCAGGAUCCAGCAAGGAUGCCAUCCAGGUCGCCUUUGUCGACGACAAGGGCAAGUUCAUGGACCACAUGAAGAUCGACAACCUGCGCGACGAAAAGUCUCAGAAGGCCCUUAUCGACUUUUUAGAUCGCCGUCGCCCCGAUGUCAUUAUCGUCGGAGGAUUCACUGUCAACACGCGCCGUCUGGUGGAGCAGGUGGAGAAGGUCGUUGGCGAUCUUCGCGAGCUGCGUGGAGAUGACAUCACGGUGAUCAUGACGAACGAUGAGGUUGCCCGCCUCUACCAGCAUUCCAAGGCCGCUCAGGAAGACCAUCCCGAGGCCAACCCAUUGACCCGUUACUGUAUCAGUUUGGCACGUCUCAUUCAGAACCCCAUGAACGAGUACGCUGCUCUUGGACGUGACUUGAUCAACAUCCGCCAGCACCCUCUUCAGCACCUUGUUGGCGAGGACCGCCUCCGGGAGUUGCUUGAUCGUGCUUUGAUCAACGUCAUUAACCACGUCGGUAUUGACUUUAACGCCGUCGUCGACUCUCCAUACAAGGCUCAUAUGCUGAAGUAUAUCUGUGGUUUGGGUCCUCGCAAGGCUCAGAGUUUGAUCAAGGGUAUCGAGGCCGACCAGCAUAACGGAAGUCUGGACAAGCGUGGAGACCUCGUCAUUCGCAAGCUGUUGACCUGGCGCAUCUUUAUGAACUGCUGCAGUUUCCUCCGCGUCCACACCAACUACGGAGGAGAUGUCCUUGACGAGACCCGUAUCCACUCGGAAGAUUACAACUUGGCCCGUAAGAUGGCUGCCGAUGCUCUGGAGAUUGACGAGGAAGCCUUGGAGGAGUACGAGAACGCCUCGCAGCACGUCGAGGAGUUGAUGCGUGACGACAGUGCCGAGAAGUUAAACGAUCUUUUGCUUGAGGAUUACGCCCACCAGUUGGAGCUGAUCCAAAACAAGCCCAAGCGCAUGACCCUGGAAACUAUCAAGCACGAGCUGCAGGAUCCCUUCCGCGAUCCCCGCCGGCCUUUCGAGCGUGCUUCGCCUGAUGUGAUCUUUACCAUGUUGACAGGAGAGACCCCUCAGACUUUGAAAGAGGGCUUCAUUGUUCCUGCCUUGAUCACCAAGAUCCGCGACAGGAACGCCAUGUGCCGACUGGACUGUGGUAUUGACGGAAUGUUGGCGAUCCAGAACAUUGCGGACACCAAGAUUGGCGCCGUGUCGGAUGUUCUUUCGGAGGGUCAGACGCUGCAGGUCAAGAUUCUGAGGCUGGACCGGGAAAAAUACUUUGCCGAUUUGACGUGCAAGGAGAGCGAACUUCGACAUGGUGAUACACAGAUUCGCAUGCUUCCCGUGGACAGGAUGUUUGAUCAGUUUGAGGAGGAAAGGUCAAGGAAUGAGGUCAAGAAGAGCGACAAGGUCUCCCACUUUUUGCGCCGCAAGAUCAACCACCCUCUGUUCAAGAACAUGAACGGAAAGGAGGCAACCGAGUUCCUGGCUGACAAGACUCGCGGUGAGCUUGUGAUCCGCCCCUCCAACCGGGGUGUCGACCAUCUCACGGUGACUGUUAAACUUGCCGACGACUUUUACAAGCACUUUGACAUUCUGGAGAUGGACAAGAAGGACGAUGUCAGCUUGGGCAAGGUCUUGAAGAUCGAUAACUCCAAGUAUACAGACUUGGAUGAGUUGCUUGUCUCUCAUAUUGAGUCGAUCAUGGCGAAGACCGAGCUCAUCAUGGCCAACCGCAAGUACAAGGAGAGUGCAUCUGAUCUUCGGCAAUCGCUGGACACACAGACAAAGGCCAAGCCUGAUGCAUGCGUGUAUGGAUUCACUCUGGACAGAAAGUUCCCUGGAUUCUUCUCGCUUCUGUUCAAGCUGGGAGCCAGCCGUCCGAUUGAGGAGUUGAGCGUGAAGGUCCUCCCCGAUCACUAUGUUCUCAAGGGACCAACCAACAAGGACUGCAAGGAUUUCGUGGCGCUGUGCAACUCGUUCAAGGAGCUGAUGCAACAAAGGCUGCGUCCCAAGCCUGUGGCCUCCACUAGCACAGCGGGACCUAGCAACAGUCGGCCCCACUACAACAGUCAGAGCGGCAGCAGCAACAACUAUAGCAGUUACAACUCGAGCAGCGGCUACAACGGCAGCAGUUACGGCAGCUCGCACCACACACCUUCGCACCCCGGAUCGUACCACCAACAACCAUCUUCGCACUCGCACCACUACGUCCCCCACCAUUCACAGCAGCCUGUUGCACCUCACCAUCUUGCCCACCAGGCAGCGCCACCGAUGCACCAGCAGGGACACCCUUCGUCGUCGUCAUCAAGCGGUCACUGGGGCUCAACACCCUGGGGAGGAGCACCAUGGACUGGAGCACCUAGCGGUGGACACAUGGGACCUCCUAGCGGUCAUAUGACGGGCCCACACCACGGCUACGGCAGCGCACAUGGUGAUAGCAGACACGGACCUCCUGGUGGCCAUGACUCUUAUGGCGCCCGAUCGUCGCGUGCUCCACCCACACCCCGUCGGUUUAUGCCACCACCAGGCCAGCAGCCCCAGCAGCCUUUUUAUUAG
Molecule: messenger RNA, 4602 nt
Organism: Linnemannia hyalina
Lineage: Eukaryota; Fungi; Mortierellomycota; Mortierellomycetes; Mortierellales; Mortierellaceae
Source: the annotation of a GenBank genome assembly